Ooceraea biroi (clonal raider ant) is the source of this 2664-nucleotide messenger RNA. Its product is annotated as ribonucleoside-diphosphate reductase large subunit. The record is from RefSeq and is a predicted model, not a curated record. Gene Ontology annotation, biological process: deoxyribonucleotide biosynthetic process. Gene Ontology annotation, cellular component: ribonucleoside-diphosphate reductase complex. NCBI's taxonomy places the organism in Eukaryota, Metazoa, Arthropoda, Insecta, Hymenoptera, Formicidae. Gene Ontology annotation, molecular function: ribonucleoside-diphosphate reductase activity, thioredoxin disulfide as acceptor; ATP binding.
GGCGCUCUCUUCGCUUCCGUUUCGCGCGCAAAUUACUAAGCAACCAGUUGCACCCGGCGCCGGUUCCUUGGCACGAAAUUCAGCUAAAUUGAACGAGAGUACGGAUAAAAGUCGUCGAUGAAAAUUGUAAUGUCUCAAUAGUGACAUUGAAACACAAAGAUGCAUGUAGUAAAGCAUGGACGCAAGGAACCCGUUCAUUUCGAUAAAAUCACCGCGAGAAUUGAAACACUAUGCUACGGUUUGGACAUGAAUUAUGUGGAUCCAUCCGCCAUUGCGCUCCGUGUCAUAACGGACUUCUAUUCUGGCGCAACAACGGUUGAAUUGGAUAAUCUGGCAGCUGAAACUGCCGCUAGUAUGAUCAAUCAACAUGCGGAUUAUGCAACUUUGGCAGCCAGAAUUGCUAUAUCCAAUCUACAUAAAGAAACAAAGAAGAUUUUUAGCGAGGUGAUAGCUCAUUUGUAUAAUGCCAAGAGCUCUGUUACAAAGGAACGCUUGCCUAUUAUCAGCGAGAAGUGCUACAAAAUUAUUCAAACACAUGCAGACAGAUUGAACUCUGCGAUAAUCUAUGACAGAGAUUUCAAUUAUAGUUAUACUGCAUUUAAAAAUCUCGAAAGUAAUCAUUUGUUAAAACUGAAGGGAAAGGUCGUCGAAAGACCGCAGCACAUGUUGAUGCGAGUUGCCGUAGCCAUUCAUGGUGAAGACAUCGAUAAGGCUAUCAAAACGUACAACUUCUUGUCAAAACAGUAUUUUAUGCAUACUGCGCAGACACUGCAUGCCGCGUGCACUGUCAAGCAACAAAUGGCCAGCUCGUACUUAUUGACAAUGUCUGAAGAUAGCAUAGAUGGAAUAAUGGACACGCUGGAACGAUUCGCUCUUCUUUGUUGCUACAAGGGAGAAGUAGGAUUCAAUGUGCACUGCAUUCGAGCGAAGGGUACACCUAUAAGAGGCACAGGAGGCGUCUCGAACGGACUGGUGCCCAUGUUAAAAGUGUACAAUACAUCUAUGGCCACUGUUUCCAAAACCGGCAAGAGUGAUGGAAGGAUUACCGUGUACUUGGAACCAUGGCACGCUGAUAUCUUUGAGUGGCUGGAACUCAAAAAGGGCAUCGGCGAAGAGCAGUUGAGGGCAAGGGACAUGUUUUAUGCGCUGUGGACUCCAGAUUUAUUUAUGAAGCGUGUUUACGAUGACGAUAUGUGGAGUUUAAUGUGUCCGCAUGAGUGUCCCGGGCUAUUCGAAGCUUGCGGCGACGAGUUUGAAGCUUUGUAUACCAAGUAUGAAACGGAAGGGCGUUCUCGAAAACAAGUUAAAGCCAGGGACCUGUGGCUCUUCAUCACUCAACUACAAGUUGAAACGGGGACGCCGUACAUAGUUUACAAAGACCAUUGUAAUCGCAAAUCGAAUCACCGGAAUCUAGGCACAAUCAAGUGCAGUGGUUUCUCCACUGAUGUCGUUCAGUACUCAAGUUCUGACGAGGUUGCCGUCUGUAACACAGCGUCGAUUGCAGUCAAUAUGUUCGUGAAUUCCUCCAAGAAAAUCUUUGACUUUGAAAAACUGAAGGAAGUGACGAAAGUCAUCACCUACAACUUGGAUAAGAUGUUUGAUGUUAACUUUUAUCCUGUCCCAGAGGCAGAAUCGUCUUCUAGACACAGAUCUAUUGGUAUUGGCGUACAAGGAUUAGCAGAUGCAUUCAUCUUAAUGAGGUAUCCAUUUGAGAGCAAAGAUGCUAAGGAACUCAAUAUUCAAAUCUUCGAAACCCUGUAUUAUGGUGCUCUAGAGGCUAGUUGCGAAUUAGCUGCUGAGAAAGGUACUUAUGAGUCUUACGAAGGCAGUCCAAUCAGCAAAGGCAUCUUGCAGUACGACAUGUGGAAUGUGAAACCAACAGACUUGUGGGAUUGGGACGCUUUGAAGGCAAAGAUCGCCCGACACGGAGUGCGCAAUUCUCUGUUGAUAGCACAAAUGUCUGAUGCGUUUAUGGCGCAAAUGUUGGAAAGUAAUAAAUCAGUUGAGCCGUGUGUGAGCAAUAUAUGCACGAUGCACGCGUUGUCUCGACAGUUUUCGGUUGUCCAGCCACGUUUAUUACGUGAUCUGAUUGAAAGAAAUCUUUGGGACGAGGAUAUGCAUAAUAAGAUCGUUACGAAUGGCGGUUCUAUACAAAACAUUGAAGGGAUACCUGACGACUUGAAGUUGCUCUACAAAACUGUUUGGGAAAUUCCACAACGAGCUGUCUUCGAAAUGGCAGCUGCUCGCGGACCGUUCAUCGACCAUUCACAAUGUUUAAAUGUUUAUAUGAGCAAUCCAUUGGAGAAGCUUACAUCUAUGCACUUUUAUGCUUGGAAAAUUGGCUUAAAAUCCAGUAUGUAUCACCUCAAAACUGAUGGAUCUGUAGUUGAAUAAAAUAAUGGAGAACAAUGAGACGGAAAGGGUGGAAUAGAAAAAUGUAAACCAAAGGCUGAAAUGAAGCGUCAUGCAGAAAUUUGUUUCUUAUUUUUAAUUCAUGUGUAUUUCUGCUUGCUUGCGCGCUGCUUCAUUUAUCUUUUGAUUUACAUCUAUUUACGUCUAUUUUAAAAUGCAAUUUACAAAAUUGUACAAAAACAAACGAUCACUUGAUAUUUGUUUGAUAUAUUGUUAUGUAUGAAGAAAUUAAUUAAAUCAUUUUUAAUAAAA